AUGACUCUAGCAAAGAACGUCGCACUGGUCUUUGGAGCCAGCGGUAUCUCCGGCUGGGCCGUCACCAAAUGCGCGCUCUCAUACCCCACGCCCACCACGUUUACCCGGGUGAUCGGCCUGACGAAUCGGCCCUUGCCUCUGGAGAAGAGUGGCUUACCGCAAGACCCGCGACUGGAAUUGCAUUCUGGAGUGAAUCUGCGAGGGAGCCUUGAUGAGGUGCUGGCUCAGUUGCAAGAGAAGGUUCCCAACCUGGAAGAGGUCACGCACGUCUACUACCUUGCCUACUCCAACGCAACUGCAUACUCGGUAGACGUGAUGGCCAUCCGGGACAUCAACGUGGGAAUGACCUACAACGCCGUCCACGCCGUCGACCGCCUAUGCAAGAACCUCAAAUUCUUCGUGCUCCAAACCGGAACGAACAACUACGGAGUCGCAGUCUUCCGCUUCCAAGAGCACAUCGAGAUCAACCCGCCCCUGCGCGAAGACAGCCCGCGCAUCCCCUCCCCCUGGGGCGACGAAAUCUUCUACUACGCGCAGGUCGACCUGCUCAAGGAAGCCAACCGGGGCAAAUCGUGGAAAUGGUGCGAGGUCCGCCCGGACCAGAUCGUCGGCCACGUCCCCAUCCCAACAAGCAUGACCUACGUCGAGCCGCUGGCGCUGUACCUCAUGCUCUACCGCUACGUGCAUGGCGCGGGCUCGACAGUGAUCUUCCCAGGCCCGUACACAAACUACACGCACACAUACACGUCCUCGUCGCAGGACAUCAUCGCGCGCUCGGAACUGUACCUCUCCAUCGAGAAGCCAGACCAAGCGCACGGGGAGGCCUUCAACACAGCCGACAGCGCAACGCCCGACCCCUGGACAAUCGUGUGGCCGCAGAUCUGCGAGUAUUUCGGGCUAAAGGGGCAGGGCGCAGCUCUUGAGGACAAAGGGUGGAAGGAUAUCGAUAAGUGGUGGGUUGCGCAUCAGGGCGAGUAUCAGCGGAUGUGUGGGGAGUAUGGGCUGCGGGCGAGGGAAAUUCCUCAGGAGACGUGGACGUUUAUGGCUGCGGGGUUCAGUUUUCUGGGGAGGGAUCGCGAGAUGAGUUUGGAUAAGAUUCGGAGCCUUGGGUUUAGCGAGGAGUAUCCGGCUGCGGCGGGGUAUCUUAAGGUGUUUGAGCGCUUGGAGGGGGAGAGGAUUAUUCCUGGCAAGGGGGAGUGGAGGGAGUAG
Messenger RNA from Aspergillus mulundensis, 1209 nucleotides. Its product is annotated as SDR family oxidoreductase. The coding region runs from base 1 to 1209 and encodes 402 amino acids. The record is from RefSeq and is a predicted model, not a curated record. NCBI's taxonomy places the organism in Eukaryota, Fungi, Ascomycota, Eurotiomycetes, Eurotiales, Aspergillaceae. The transcript has 4 exons.